UUUCGAAAUAUGAGUUUUUUAAAACCAUGGGGACAAUUGCCCCGCUCCCCCGCGACGGCGACUCCACAACCACCGCACGCCAUUGCCCCCGCCGUAGAUCUAGCCGCGCGCGCUCCGCGCCAUGCCUCCUCGGCGGCGUGGGCUGCGCCCGGCGGCCGGAGCCACUCCCCCUCCCCCUUCCCUUUCACCCACUCGAUAUCCCCCGCUAGUCCACGAGCACUUCUCGGAGAUGGUGAGAUUGAUUUCACCGGUUCCGCAGGCGGUGCUCAUGGCGGUCGGAGAUCGGAGGUGGGUGGAAAGGGCGACCAGGAUCCGGGACACUACCUUCGUGUGGAUCCAGCGGGUUCAAGAGUGGAAGGUGGCAGAUCAGGCGGUGGUGGCGGCAAGAGAUCCAGAGACGCGAGCUGCGGCGGUCAGGUAUGCAGAGGUUUGUCGUUUGAGGGCAGAGGUAGAGCAGAGGAUUUUGGCGAAGAGGAUCUACGACGAAGCCUCUGUGGCGGAGAGACGAAGGAUGCCUUCCUUCCCUCUCUCCCAGUCAGCCGAUUUCAUCCAGUGGGCGAGGACGGAGGCGAAAUCCGAAGAUCCCAGGAGGGCGUUGAGAUGGGAGGGAUUAUUGGGGGUGCUGCCUACCGGUGCGCCGCUAAACACCACGUCCUGGCCAUCGCCGUCCCUGCUGGAUUGAGCCCAGUUGGAUUUGCUACGCCCCCAGAUUCCCCAGUUCCGUGCGGAGGAGGAGAUGCUAAGAGGCAAGUCUCGCCGGCGCCAUUGUCGUUCGGGUCUCCAGUGAGAAGAGCUGUGGGGCGGAACAGAGUCGCUGCCAGGAGGGCCCUACUGGUCAGCGAGCAGUGGUCACCGGGCCCUGUCAGUCCCGUCACCGUCGGUGUGGAGAAGGGAGUGGUUGCGCCUUUACAAAAGGCACCUCCGCGUGGAGAUCUGGAUCCGCAUCAAGAGGGGGUGGGUCGGAGAGGGGUUAGGGUUCGUCCCACCUACAGAAACUCUAGUCGAGCCACCCUGGUGUGGAUUCAGAAGAAGAAAUUUGCCUCAGGAGAGUUCACUGAAGCUGAUUGCCACCCGAUUGGGAUUUCAGACCACCUUCCUGUUCCAAAGAAUUUCUCCUUCUCGCGUGACUAUUGGGCAAGAAAAUCGAGGAAGAUCACCUUCGCAUCCAUUGUCAAGAUGGCAGGAGGGGGGAGAGAUCCUAGCUCUCGAGGGGGAAGGUACGGCUCUGGGAGGGGGCGCGUUGGUCGUCCGCCUGCUCCUACCCCGUCGGGCCAGGAAGGGGCAGUGCAGCCGCCUCCGCCCCAGGCGCCGGUACCUACUCCUCCACCCAUGUCGAUCUACGCCAAGCCUCCAAUUUUCCCAAUUGAUUCGGCUCAAGCUAUGAUGCAGGCGGGAGGUCAGAUGUUUGGGUACCCCCAGAUGCAACAAAUGCAGCAGAUGCCACCUUGGCCGAAUCAGCAGAAUUUCCCUUACCAAUAUCUACCUCCUACUCAGGUGUUUCCACAGCCUUUUAACCCUCAGAUGCAGCAAAUUCAAUAUGGAGGGAGUGGAUCUUCCACUGGGGGCAGUGUGCAGAGCAGCCAGCCAGAAUCCAGUAAGAAUAAGAAGAAGAAAAAUCAGAAAAAUAGGCAGACAACUGUGCAGACAAGUGUUUCCAGUGAAGAUUCAGCUUCCUUUAACAUCGAUCCCAAGUAUGUUGGAGCUAUCUGUUAUAAUUGUGGGCAGCCUGGUCAUUUUGUUGGUAUGUGCCCCACUCCCAAAGCUUGCUUCAUAUGCAAGACCCCUGGCCACCACAUGGACUCUUGCCCUACCUGGUACAAGCCUUAUCCAGCAGCUAUGUAUUGGGGGAGUGCCAAUAAUGGUCUUGGUCUUUUCCACAUAGAGACUGGUGGCAAGGAAGACAAUGAUUGGCUGAACUUUGGUAAUGUUGGACUAGUCUUAGUUGAAAAGGGAGAGAUUAAUGAAGCAGAGCUGGGUGGUUGCUUUUCUGAGAUGUGGAAAACCAAUUGGCCCUGGCAGAUCAGGAGAUAUGACAACAAAAAAUUCAUUGUCAGGUUCCCCCCAACAAAAAAAUCAAAGAACUGGUGGAAUACCCCUCCAUCAACCUAAAGAAGGAGGGGUGACUAUUUCCUUUAGUGACUGGAAUGGAGAGAUGCCAGCUUUUGAUUAUCUGUAGGAAACUUGGAUUGUGAUUGAAGGAAUACCUCCCAAAUCGAUAUCCUGGAAUAUUAUUUCUCAGAUAUCUACUAUGCUUGGUGUCCUUGUCAAUGUGGACUGGCACACUAUCUUCAGGAGCUUUUAUGAGAAGGUGAGGAUUCAGGUUGCAGUGAGAGAUACUACCAAGAUUCCCAGAGAUAGAAUGGUGGAGAUCAACCAUGAGCUGUAUUUACUAAAAUUCUCUGUGGAAACUGGUUUAGGGAGUGGUCAAUCAGACAUACCUCCAGGUCCUGAUGAUGAUACUUCACAGAAAAAGCACACUGAAGAGGAGUUUGAUACUAGUGAGGAUGAUUUGCUUGGAGAGGAUAUGGACACUGGCAAUAGUAACCAAAUUAGCAAGGAUAAACUAAUGUUGUUGGGCCUAGUGGGACUGCUCAAAAGUGUUCCACUCCUGCCCCUAUUUCCAAUGCCUCUAAUAUGGUCUCCUCCAGGGUACUAGGUGCCCCUAUGACCAAAAGCUACCUUGAGGUGGUGAAGAAGAACCAAGUCAACUUCGGAGGCCCUCUGUUGGAGCAAUUCGAAGCUGCUGCUGUAGUGACGGAAACUGUGACUCAGAAGAAUUGCAUCGCUCAACAGAAAUGGGGGCCUGUGGUAGCCUCCAGGGUUAGUACCCGGAACAAGAAAGAUAACAGACCUGUUAUACAAAAAGCUCAAGAGUUGAAGCAAAUCAAAAACCUGGAAAAACCUACGUUGAGAAAAGGUGACUUGGAGGGAAUAUGGAGGAAGGAAGAAAUCAAAGCCAGACAGAGAUCCAGAGAGAGAUAUACUUGAAGGAGACCUGAAUGAUGGCUAUUUUAAAGCUAUAGCAAACCAGAAGAGAAGGAGGAAACAGAUUAUGGUGCUAGAAGGAGAUGCAGGUGCUGUGGAGGAGGGUUGCUGCUACUUUGGACAGCUGGGCGGUCCGAUGCUCAGGCCCUGUCAAGGAAAAAGUGCUAUACUUGGUGCGGAAGCUGGAGCAAUUAGCAAGAUCCCCGCCCCUCCUGCUGUGGCCGGACCCUGGCUAGGUCUGCAUAAGUGCUCGGAGGUGCUGCGAGGGCGCGAUACCAUUUGAUUCCUUGCCUGCGGGCUGUAGCUCCUUCCGAGAUUGUUAUUCCCUUUGAGUGAGAAACUGUGGCCCUGUGGGCAUGGUCUGCUCUUAUUUUGCUGGGGCAGCGUGUGUGCUGUUUUUCCCCCCGCGUACCUGUAUCGGAUGUUGGAGCUUGUGUGGUUUCAUUUGGCAAUGCAAAUGGAACCGGGGCGUUGAGCCCUUUUCCUCUUAAAAAAUUAUCUCCUACCGUUUUGUUGAAAA
Triticum aestivum (bread wheat) is the source of this 3505-nucleotide messenger RNA. RefSeq lists its product as uncharacterized. Gene Ontology annotation, molecular function: nucleic acid binding; zinc ion binding. NCBI's taxonomy places the organism in Eukaryota, Viridiplantae, Streptophyta, Magnoliopsida, Poales, Poaceae. Bases 10 to 2109 code for a protein of 699 amino acids. The transcript has 3 exons. The record is from RefSeq and is a predicted model, not a curated record.